Messenger RNA from Amphiprion ocellaris (clown anemonefish), 2954 nucleotides. RefSeq names its product adenylate cyclase activating polypeptide 1a (gene adcyap1a). Gene Ontology annotation, biological process: regulation of protein localization; neuropeptide signaling pathway; positive regulation of GTPase activity. The record is from RefSeq and is a predicted model, not a curated record. Gene Ontology annotation, cellular component: neuron projection; extracellular region; perikaryon. Lineage: Eukaryota; Metazoa; Chordata; Actinopteri; Pomacentridae. The transcript is spliced from 6 exons. Gene Ontology annotation, molecular function: neuropeptide hormone activity; pituitary adenylate cyclase activating polypeptide activity; peptide hormone receptor binding. The coding region runs from base 448 to 1128 and encodes 226 amino acids.
GCAUGCCUUUCGCAUUCAUGGAUAAAAAACCCACUGGAGUUAAGUUGCACAGGACGCAGGGAAAGUUUUCCGCAGACAAAUGUUCGGCGCUCUCCAUUCGCUGCAGGACCGAGUACAUGUAGAAAUACCCGAGAAGUGAGCUGCGGGAGGGCUGCACACCCGGAACGAGCACAAGGACACUGAAGAGGCGCUUCACUGAGGGAAUAGAGGAAGAGGAGAGGAAGGGGGAGAGAGAGCGAGAGAGAGAGACUGAGAUAGAGAUCCUAUCUCACUCUCCCAGUUGAGAUCUUCAGCGGAUCGCGUCCAGCAUCUCGCAACUGGUAAGAAGGGGCAUUUUUUGUUUUUGUUUUUGUUUUUUGUUUUUUACGCAGCGUAAAAGUGGGGAGAGUUUCUGGAAAAAGUCAGGUGUGGCUGAUUGGUUGCUCUUAGGAAACUCACAGCAAGACAAUGUCUAGUAAAGCGACUUUAGCAUUACUCAUCUAUGGAAUCAUAAUGCAUUACAGCGUCAACUGCUCACCUGUGGGUCUUAGCUUUCCCAGUGUUAGACUUGACAGUGAGGUUUAUGAUGAGGAUGGAAACUCCUUCCCGUCCUUGGAUUAUGACAGAGACCAAAUGGAUGUGAGAAGCGCUCCGUCUGUCGCGGACGACGUCUACACUUUGUACUACCCACCGGAGAAAAGAACGGAAAGGCAUGCAGACGGCAUGUUUAAUAAAGCCUACAGGAAAGCGCUGGGUCAGUUAUCAGCAAGGAAAUACCUUCAUUCUCUGAUGGCAAAACGUGUAGGCGGGGGGAAAGCCCUGGACGACAGCUCAGAGCCCCUCUCCAAGCGACACUCAGACGGGAUCUUCACAGACAGCUACAGCCGCUACCGAAAGCAAAUGGCAGUCAAGAAAUACCUGGCAGCAGUCCUGGGGAAAAGCCUUGAAGACAUAGGUUUUCACCAAAUCCUACAAGACAUAGACUUUGAUGCCCUCCCGGACGGGGAUGAGUUUGAGGCUUUUUUGGGAGACUGGCUGAAACAGUUUUCUCCCGAAUUUCCGGUGAGUUUCAGGCUCUUUCCUGAGGCCGUGUCCUCGCAGGGGGGCUUCUCAUGUCUCCCUUUUUCUUCUCACCUUCAACUCUUGUGAUCCAAACACUCAAACCCCAACUUCUUCUUCUUCUUCCACCUCAUUCGUGCUCCUGUCUCUCGAGAGUCUCACAGAUUUGAACCUUUAGCUCCACCUGUAUCACAUGCAGCCUGAAUGUGGGGGAGGAUAAUAUGUUUACAUAUCAUUACAGACUGAUUGAUUUUAGUCGAUCUGGGUUAAACCAGAUGUGAGCCCUGUUGGUUGGCUUUAAAACAUCCAAAAUGCCACUUUUUUAGUUAAGUUCUAGUCAAAUAGACUAAAUCUGAGAUGAAGACCAGAGUACUUCUGAGGUUUUUCUUGCCCUUUUUUCUUCUGCAGUGUUUACAAAGUGAGCUUACACCUUUGACUCAUGUAAAAGUGCCAAUCCUGUGUUUCUAUCAACUGGAUUCUGUGUUUGGAAACCUCUUAUCCUGCUGAAGGCUUUCUCACGUCUCUCUCCGCCCAUAUAAUAAGUAUCACUCACAUCUCAAGCACCAUCAGGCAAAACUUAAGAAAAAAAAUGACAAAAAAAGAAAUGAUACUUGUUACAUGGUGACUUAUCCAUCAGUUUGUUCUUUGUGAGAGACAUUCGAGGCAGUUUCUGGGUCUAUUGUGCUUCCCUUUUCUGUCAUGUGAACCAAUGUAAAAAAAAAAACAAAAAAAAAAAACUACAGUAGAUUGCAUGAUUAAAGUAAUUGCACUAAAGCCACCGCAUCUGUGCAGACGACUCCAACUAGAUGGUUCUGCUUGCUUUCUGAGUACUACAAACAUGCAUUAUCUGUCAUCUCUGGAUGUUGUUUUGUGCUCUUGUUCUCCUCACUUACAUUUCUACACGAGCUGUAUGUUAAACCUUGUCCUCCAUUGGAGAGUCACUCUGAAUGUACUUUACUGCUGGCAAGAAUUUCUCAGUCUAAUGUCAUGAUUUAUAGGUUCUGUUACUCAGACAAGUGGAGAGCUCUUUUUUUUGUAAUUUACUGUUAAAUUGUGUUUGAAGAAAAAGCUGUGGAUGAUUAAAGUGGUCAUUUUUUAUUAUCUUUACCUGCAAGUUUGGCACAAAAGCUGCCAAGAAUGAUUACAGUUAAAGAGGAAGGUUAAGAUGUAAGAACACAAGGAGAAAGCACAGUUAGAAAGAUGCCAAAUAAGAGAAGCAGAAGUGGGCCACAUGAUAAUGAACAUUCUGAUUUAGAAAGGUUAGACGAGGCUAAAUUCAUAGAACAAACACAAUCAAAGCAAAAACAUUUUGGUUCCCCAGUUUUGCACAAUUUUGUGAGGGAGGAAUACAGAUUUUGAGGAUUUUAGUUUUCACACAGCAGGGUAACAUUCUUCGGUCUGUGUUUACUGUAUCAAUCUUUCUUUAAUUUUGCAUUCCCCUCUAGGCUUUGUGACGCAGGAAGCAGUUUGCGGCUGUGGUGCCUUGCAUCGACUUUAAAAUCGCCAUGAAUCACAGAUGGCUAUUUAGUGGCCCUACAAUGCUGCACAUCAUCAGCUUACAUUUCACCCUUUUGUUGUCGUUUUUGUGUUGCACAGUUGUUUGAUAGGACCUUUAGCAUCAUCCAGCUUAGACGUCAAGCGUUCCUGCUUGCACUGCUUUCUUUGAUUUUAGAGCACUAGAUGUAGGCUUUUAUUUAAUUUUAUUUUUUGUGAAAAUAGAGGUUAAGGAGCAGUUUCUGCUCUCCAUGAAACAUUAUAUGUAUGAUAAUGAAAGAAGCGCCAAUAGCCUUACUAAAAAUGAAAUAAUCUUCAAAGAUAUAUAUAUAUAUAUUUACUGUGUGGAAAGUGAAUAGUAGAUUACUACUUCAAAUGGCGAUCUGCAAAGCGUCAGGUCAAUAAAUGUUUAAAAAAAAUAA